This is a messenger RNA of Panicum virgatum (switchgrass), 873 nucleotides long. RefSeq lists its product as uncharacterized. Lineage: Eukaryota; Viridiplantae; Streptophyta; Magnoliopsida; Poales; Poaceae. The transcript has 2 exons. The record is from RefSeq and is a predicted model, not a curated record. Bases 204 to 644 code for a protein of 146 amino acids.
GGUUUCGACGCGAGCGGCGAUCGACUUGGGACUCCGCUCGGGUACUUUCCUUGUCCGAUUUGGUUUCGUCAACGUGGGAAAUAAAAGCAAGCACGCAGGGCAACUAGGGAUCAGAUCGUAUCGGUGGUCUAGCUAAGCUCGAGGGUUUCGCUUUCGCCUACGUGUUGUGUUCCGAGGCCGUCCUGCACAGCAAAUCCAUCGGCAUGUCCAGCGUGGCGCUGCUGCGCUCUCUGCUCCGGCGGAUUCCCGGCCCCGUCAGGCCGCUGCCCCGUACGGGGCCAGCAGCCGUGCACGGCGCACCGCCGGCGGCGCCGCCGGCCUCACGCCGGCUCAUGAGCACCGCCGAAUCUCAGGUUGAAUCUAGCAGCUGGAAGGCAGCGGCGGAGAGGCACCAGCAGAAGCAUCCUUUGGGGGAUGGGUUUGCUGCCGUCGAGGCCAGGAUCAAAGCGUUCGACGAACAAAGCGCCAAGCUGCGUAAAGAAUUUUACAAGAGCUUCGACGCUGCAACGCGAGCAUUGGAUGAGCAAAAAAGACAUAUGGACAAGAUGAGGAAAGUUGCCAAGGCACUAUGGGUUGUCUCCGCUGCUAUACCAACGGUUGGAAUACUAGCGAUCGACUACUGUAAUCGUGUCUAUCAACCGUAGGAUGACGGGGUAUCUAGCUAUUUGCAUCUAUCUAGUGCUUAGUAUUAGACUAGCUAGCUUGUUUGUGAUCAAUCACAUGCAUGUACAUGUGGGGCCAUCAUAUAUAAAUCUUUCUUUAUUUUAUUUCGUCAAUUGUUAAUUGGAGUUAUCCCCAUCUUUAAUUUCAUGGUAUUAACCAUGUCUAAGAAGACAAUGUCCAGGGAUUAUAUAUAUAAUAACUACAAUUGCA